Molecule: messenger RNA, 1629 nt
Organism: Camellia sinensis
Lineage: Eukaryota; Viridiplantae; Streptophyta; Magnoliopsida; Ericales; Theaceae
Source: RefSeq, a predicted model, not a curated record
AGAGAGAGAGAGGAAUAAGAGAAUACGAAACAGAGAGAGCAGAAUAUACCUGCAGCUAAUCAGGAUUGCGUAUGUGCUCUCCUCCCCUCACCCUUUAAACACACCUCUAAGUAGCACAUAUAUCUCCCUUUUUAUCUUCUUCCCCAUUGUUUUGUACUAUACAGACAUAUAUCCAUGCAUUUGUGUAUCUAUUCCCAUUAAUUGGGACCACUGCUUCUUUCUAUCUCUGUUUCUGUUGGAAUUUGGACUUUCCAUCUCCUUCCACUUAUAUCAGACUCCACAUACAAGCGAAGAAAAUCCAUUACUAGUAACAGGUAUGUAUUACUCGAGAAAGGUGGACAAAAGAAUAAAGGUGGGCGCUGGUUGUUUCUUUUUGCUCUCAUGGCGGGACCUGAUGAUCAACCAGAAUGUAAAAAGGCACAGAAUAUCUCAACAAUUAUAGCAUCCGAGGGAGUCGAAUUUCUUUUACGUGGUGAAGAAAAGGUACCCUUAUCAAGUGAUUCCAAGACAACAUGCCUAUACUUCUCAGCCAACUGGUGCAGACCAUGUAAAAGCUUUACUCCACAGUUGGUACAACUAUAUAACCAGCUGACUAAACUGGGUAAAAAGAUAGAGAUUAUCUUCAUUUCCUUUGACCGAGAUGAGGAAGGAUUCAAAGAACACUUCAAGUGUAUGCCAUGGCUUGCAGUUCCAUUUGAUGUAAAUUUGCAUAGGCGGCUUAGCAACCACUACCACAUUGAUCACAUCCCAUCAUUCAUACCAUUGGGUUCAGAUGGUAUGUCAAUGGAAGAAGAUGCUGCUGCAUUGAUUGCAGACUAUGGUACCGAUGCAUUUCCUUUCACCAGGGAGAGAAGAGAGGAGUUGAAAGCCAUAGAUGAUGCGAAGCGUCUAGGGGGGAAGUUAGAAGAACUUUUGGCUUAUGAAGGGCGGAAUUACCUCAUUUCUGGACAUGGCAGAGAGAUGUGGGUAUCCGAACUUGUUGGCAAGACAGUAGGCCUCUAUUUUGGAGCACAUUGGUGCCCUCCUUGCCGAGCUUUCACCACACAACUUACAGAAGCUUACAACGAGCUCCUCCUCACAGCUCCAUACCAAAGCUUUGAAAUAGUUUUUAUCUCAACUGAUAGAGAUUCUAAAGAAUUCGAUCUCCAUGUCCGCAACAUGCCUUGGCUGGCUAUCCCAUAUGAGGAGGACAAGACACGACAAGAUCUUUGUAGGAUAUUUGACAUCAAGAAGAUUCCAGCUUUGGUUCUAGUUGGACCGGAUGGCAAGACCAUUAGCACGAAUGGAAGGCCCAUGGUGUCCUUGUAUGGUGCUAGGGCAUUCCCGUUUACACAGCGCAAAAUUGCAGAGCUUGAAGCGGAUAUGAGAAAAGAAGGAGACGGGUUGCCUCACCAUGUGAAGGAUCCAAAGCACGAGCAUGUUCUUAAGUUGGACAUGGCCAAAGCAUAUGUCUGUGAUUUUUGCAGAAAGCAUGGAAGGUUUUGGGCAUUCUCUUGUGAUGUGUGUGAUUAUGAUCUUCAUCCAACUUGUUUGGAAGAACCAUUUUAAGGACAGUGUUGUAAAUUGAAUGGAAACAAACAGUAUUGUAUUAUUGUGUGAUAAAUAAAAAUUAAAAGCUUUCAAGGUUAU